This is a messenger RNA of Arachis duranensis, 1916 nucleotides long. Its product is annotated as protein HESO1. Gene Ontology annotation, molecular function: RNA uridylyltransferase activity. The coding region runs from base 365 to 1696 and encodes 443 amino acids. The record is from RefSeq and is a predicted model, not a curated record. NCBI's taxonomy places the organism in Eukaryota, Viridiplantae, Streptophyta, Magnoliopsida, Fabales, Fabaceae. The transcript is spliced from 9 exons.
UAAUUCGGUGUUCAUUGAGAUUGGUUUGUGCUAGCUUGCCGGAUUCGGUAAGUCACGGGUUUUGGAGUUUUUUUUUUUUCUUUUUCUGGGCUCGUGGGAGUUUGUGAUUGGAAUUGGAAUUUUUGAAGUUCUGUGGUUCUGCUCAUGCCAUUCCCCCCCAAAGGUUGUGUGACAUUGUGUUGGAUGAAUUAGGUCACUAAUGCUGCUUCAAGGUUUCAAAGGAUUUGCAAUGUUUCAAGAUUCCUGCGCAUGUCAAUUUUGAUCCUUUUGUCUUCAGUUUGUCCAUCUAGUGCUGCAUAAAACCACUAUUGCAGUUGUUUCAUUGCUACAUUAACUGCUAUACACAGUUAUCGAGAUAUAAAAAAUGAGCAAAUAUGGUAUGCUGGACAAUGUUUUAAAUGAUAUACUUAAGGCAGUGACACCCUUGCAAGAAGAUUGGGCAGUUCGAUUUGGGAUUGUUAAUGAUCUGCGAUUAGUUGCAGAAUCUGUCGAAAGCCUGAGAGGAGCAACCGUGGAGCCAUUUGGGUCGUUCGUGUCUAAUCUCUUUACGCGCUGGGGUGACUUGGAUAUCUCGAUUGAGUUAUCAAAUGGUUCACAUAUUUCAUCUGUUGGGAAAAAACAUAAACAAACAUUAUUGGGGGAUCUUUUAAAGGCUUUGAGAGCAAAAGGUGGGUGGAACAACUUGCAGUUCAUAAUCAAUGCACGAGUUCCCAUUUUAAAACUUAAACGCUACCCACCGGGCAUAUCUUGUGAUAUUUCGAUUAAUAACCUGCAGGGCCAAAUGAAAUCCAAGAUACUGCUUUGGAUCAACAAAAUAGAUGGCCGCUUCCAUGAUAUGGUUUUACUGGUCAAGGAAUGGGCCAAAGCACAUAAAAUCAAUAACCCAAAAACUGGAACGUUCAAUUCUUAUUCCCUCAGUUUACUUGUAAUCUUUCACUUUCAGACUUGUGUUCCUGCAAUUUUACCACCACUCAAAGAUAUAUACCCUGGCAAUAUGGUCGAUGAUCUUAUAGGUGUUAGAGCUGAUGUGGAGGAUCUUAUUGCAGAAACAUGUGAUACCAAUAUAAACAGAUACAUAUCAGACAAGUCCAGGCUGAAAAACAAAAAAUCAUUGGCUGAACUUUUUGUUGAAUUCCUAAGAAAGUUUGCUCAGAUGGAUUCAUGGGCAUCAAAGAUGGGAAUUUCACCACAUACUGGACAAUGGGAGCAGAUAAAGGACAACACGAGAUGGUUGCCGAAGACUUAUGCGAUAUUUGUUGAGGAUCCUUUUGAGCAGCCACAAAAUACUGCAAGAUCUGUCAGCAGUGGACAUCUACCAAAGAUAGCGAAGGCAUUUCUAGAGACGUAUAGCAUACUCAUCUCAAAGAGUCAGACUCCAAACUCUCUCCUGAUCUACUUGGCACCACCCCAUGUGACGAGAUACAUUACGAAACCUGCUAUCCCAAAUUAUGGUGGUGGUUACCUUCAUCCACCUCAGCCUCAAGUUCCAAGACUUGUACGGCCACAACCACCCCCACAGCGUCAUCCUCAGCAACUUCCACAGCAUCGCAUUCAAAAUGGCAGUGAAGGAUCAAGCUCCAACGGUUCAAUUUCAGGUGGCAGUAAAGGAUCAAGCUCCAACAGUUCAAUGUCGAGAGCACUGGCUAUGCAGGCACAAAAAAGGCAGCAGAUAUGGAGGCCAAGGAUCAUCCAAUAGAUGAGUUGGCAGCAAAAAAUAGAGUCUCUAAUUACAUGUUUCAACACUUGCUUUCCGGUAUACAAGUAACUAGUGUCAUGUGAUUUGUUGUGUUAUAAGAUAGAUUAUAGCUACCUUGAUAUUUUUUGCCCUCAGGGGAUCCAAAAGUGAUAAACAUUAUGAAUGUCACUUAAAAACAUUUUUUUGGUGGGGAAUUAAUUGACAUUUGAUUGCUGGAUUA